UUAAAACUGAACUUUGUUGUGGCUAUUUAAUGCGCAUGCUUUAAGCAAAGUUCAUAUUCAAAGUAGAAGAUGGUAGAUGAAAAAUAAUCGUUUGCAGCGAAUUGCUCCUAUAAGCCCAAUUUGGCUUGUAUAUUUGACGAUUUAAUUAAAUAAAGUGAUAGUAAUUCAAUUAAAGUUUUAAUGAUUGUUGAUGUGAAAUUCACGUCUUUACUAUACAUACAGAAUGCGAUUGUAUUUAAAAGUGAACCUUUAAAAACUUAACAAGUUAUUAUACUACCAAUGUGCAUACAGUGUGCGUUAAAAUCACGUGAUUGCAAAUGUAAAGAAAAAAUCAAUUACAAAUCCCAAACCCAUAAUAAAUCGAAAAUAAGACUUUUGAAAAGGUCUUAUAUAGAAAUAAAAUAAAGCCAGAAUAUGAGGUACCCGAUUGCAAGUUUAAUUAGAAUUAAUUUCUCGACCCGUGAAUGUUGACGAUAAACACAUACAUAUGUACAAAAUUCUUAGCACUUAUUACUAAGAAGCCUUAAAAUGCUGAGUCAAUUACGGUUUAAUUGAAUUCGCUUAAUAUUUGAAGUUUCAACUAUUGAUAAGCCAUGCAAUCUGCUGCUGACUGCAAUGGCACUAAAAGUAACAAAAACGGUGCCACGACCACCACAAUCAUGCAAAACGAUAUUACGAGUGCCAGCAGUUGCGACGAACUUUUACCACACGAUGUAACGUCACCCGGGAGUUUCACGCCAACCGUUUUGCUGACCCCAGUAGCGAUGUUGGAGCAAACGAGUGUGUUGCGCCACCGCUUGCAAGUUGGCGUCGGUGUCGGCCAUAGCAUCGGGACCUCGGCAAUGAACUACGGUUGUCCGGCCACUGUAGCAACUACCACACACAGGGUUGAGAGUUUUACUCCACAUCCUAUCGAUAUGGUUGAAUAUCUAGGUAGCAACACAGAGCGUAUGUCUGUGACGCCGUCUCCUUCACCGCAAGUGUCGCCAUCAAAGACAAUAGAGAAAAACUCUGUCGUCAUAUCAGCAAAGUCUAUGUCGAAUACCACGCCGAAUACAGAAUUUAAGUUGGCUUCUGGGCAAUCCAAUAUUUCUAGCUCAAGUUCCAGCAGCAAUUCAAGUUCAAAUUCGACUAUAUCGUCUGUGAUCGCAACACCAAUUAGUAUUAAGCGAGAAAUGGCUCGACGACGAACACUGGUUGUGGAAAGCUGCGUCGAUGGCAUUGAUAUUGACACUGGUGCUACGUUCUCGACAUCAGGAGAUAUAUUAACUUUAAAUGGCAAAGAACGUGUCGAACAGCGAGAUGUACUCCCUUUUAGAGGGCUUCCACUACGCACUGCAAACGAGGAAAAUUUAGGAUUAUAUACACAAACAACACCAUCGACACCGCGGUCGUCACUGUCAUCGCCAUCAUCGCUGUCAUCAUCAACGAACUUGUUAGCAUCUAGUACGAAUUUGGAAAGCACAUCGAUAGUGCAGUCACCGAAAAGUUCAAUAGAGCUUAAGUCGCGCGCAACAACGAAAUCACCCUCAUUCAAUUCUACUAAACAGCUACAGAAAUGGCAGGAUAUGCCAAAAUAUUUGCAGUUCAAUCCCUAUGUGCUGAACGGUUACCGACCGCUGACAACCUUCCGUGGCUGUCUAUGGAGCUUGUUCUGCUGGCAUAAUGAAACUGUUAAUAUACUCACUCAUGCUAUACCGAUUUUCUACAUUUUGGCAAUCGUACCGGGUCUUAUGCCAUGGGAGCAGGAAUACCGCUUUUUAUCAUUUUGCCAUAUUUUUGGUUCGGUAGCACCAUGGUGCGGAAGCUUUAUAUAUCAUCUCUUCAUGAAUAUUGAAAGUGGAGAAAACGUCUACUACACUUUGCUGAAAUUGGAUAUGGUCGGUAUAUGGGUCAGCCAAAGUUUUGGUGCUUUACCACUCGUCACGGCAACCACGUUUUGCUUUAGUCCUUUUUUGAAAUGGUUUAUCAUAUUAUCCUACUGUUUGUUGUCACUUUGGGGUCUUUAUAAAGCUCUAACGGCAAGUUCCCCUUGGCAACGUCGCCUUUGCUUCGCUCUGCCUUUCACUAUGCGUUCAAUAUUGACACUAUUUCGAACUAUGGAUGUAUGGGUUGGGGGAAGCCGGAUAGCACUUUCACACGUUUACCUCCAGUUAGAAGCAGAUGGCGUAUCUAUAUUGGGUGGUGCAAUAGGCGCUUUGCGUAUACCGGAGAAGUGGUUUCCUGGCGUUGUGGAUUUCUAUUUAAAUUCUCAUAAUAUUAUGCAUGUGCUGGUGGUAGUUGCGGUGUACUCUAUGCAUAAAGCAACAAUAAAAGACUUUGAAUGGAUGUCGGCAACGAAUUGCAAUGCUCCUGCAAAUAACACCGCCAUACUAAUGGAUACUUUUACCUCAAAUGUAGAACUAUGACCUCUUAAAUAUCACAUAUUAUACAGUUAUUUGUUUCAAUACAACUAUAAUUAUAAUAAUAUAAAAAGUCUCUGAAUAUGUAAUUCAUGUGUUUACCAAGUUUCCAUCGAUGCAGCAAGUGAUAUUUGUUAAAAAUUAUUCAGUUAUACAGUAUCCGCCAAAACUAAACCCACAAAUCUAUGCUGUGUAAAUAAAGUUAAAGAAAGGUGGAAAAUUAUUAUACUUCCAUAUUUUUUAUGAAUUUCAAUAAGAAUUUAUAGUUGGAGUAAACGUGUAAUAUAAACACUCUUUAUUUUUAAAAAUAUCAUUAUUGUUAGUAGGGUUUCUUAACUCAAAUUUAAUUUCUUUCUAUUUUCUUAGCUACGUUUGAGUGAUCAAAACUAUUUGUGCAGAAUAUCUUCUUUGAUAUAUGGUUAAUUCAUAAGUAAAGAGUUUGCAGUAGUAUUGGGAUUUUUCACUCAUAUAAUAUAUAGUAUUAUAAAUAAUCGAUAUUAAAAUAAACAAGAAAAAACGUUAAUUUCGGUUGCAACAAAGCUAUAAUACCCUUCACAAACACCAAAGAUUCCUUACAAGAACUUGAGUUUAAUAGUUCAGUUUGUAUGACAGCUUUAUGUUAUAAAGCUCCGAUCUGAAUAAUUUCUUCGGCAAGUUUCGGGCUUUAGAUCUGUACCCGGACCCUGUAAGGCUGUUUGCUUAACAAUUUAUUGGCUUACGAGUUGCAAAUUAUUGAAAUUUUUAAAUUUAGGGGAGGUAUUCAUAAAUCUAAAUCAAUUAUGGGAGUGUAUCGAUAGCCCAAAUACCAAAAUUUGUCAACUCAUAAUAUCAAAAUCAUCCGUUUUGUUCUGUUUUUAUGAUUCAAAAAUAAAAAUUUCAAACAUUCCAGCCAAUGAAAAUGGAUUUUUUUUGUGUGAUAACUGAAAUCAUCAAAAUGUAAACAAGAAAUUCAUGAGAAAAGCCAAAAAAGUUUUUUGAAUAUUGUGAAUUAAAAAAUUAUUUCGUAAAAAGAAGUAUGUUUCAAAUUAACAAAACCUUCACACUUAUAUAUAAUUAAAUCAUGAUUACUAAUUCCCAAGUUUGAAUAUUAUUGAAGUUACAUUGAAUAUUUUCAACUAUUACCUCUGUUAAUAAUGUAAUUUUCUUUUAAUGUGUCAUUAUUCAAUGUUCAACUAAUGUAUUUAUGUAAACAAAAAAUGGUUCAACGUUAUAUAAUAUAAACACGUAUAUUAUUUGUCAUAUAAUCUCCAUUUUCUUUCAUACAAAUAUUUGAAUGUAACUUGUAUGUGAAUUAGUGCACUUUUACACAGGGACUCAAAAGAGUCUCAAACCAGUUUAUUGUGGGCGAGGGGACGACGAGGAAAGACGAAGGGACCGUGCCACUCGUGUUCGGGUGGCACGCUUUGUGUUCUUGUUCGUAACAGCUAGCUGCUACCUCUUUCAGCAUACCUUUUCACUUUCAAAUUCUUUGAAUGGUUGCAAGAGCGCUCGGUUUCAAAUGAAUUCGAUCGCAAAUUUGAGUUCUGUUAUCUAUUUUUGUAUGUAAUAUGCAAAUAUGUAUGCAUAGAAUAAUAGAAAUAUUAUGACAAAUUGUAAAUAAGGAGAAAAUUAAGAUAUAGAUUAUGGAGUAAAGAAAUUAUGAGUUUUUAAUACUUAAAGAUUAGGAAAUUCCUAUUACAAAUUUGGCCUUGAAAAUAUUAGUAGCGGAUAUUCAAUACAUUCUUGUGGAUUAGAGAAUUCCCGUCUUUAGUAUUUCUAUGAAACUAUUUAGCGGGUAGGUACUUGUAUUAUGCAUAUUGUUCUACCAUAUUCAUGCAAGCAAAAUGUGUGACCAUCAUCUCAACAUACAAAUUAAAUACGCAGCACGCAGUGUUGCGCAGUCGAACCGCACAAAUAUUUACGAAAAUUUUGUGAAAAGGAAUGCAGAAAAACUAGACUCGAGUUGCUGGACUCUUUUUGACCGUGUGAAUGCACAGAGCGACACCAAAAGAAAAUUUGAAAAAAAUGAGACUCUUUUGAGUCCCUGUCUAAAAGUGCACUCACAGAGCAUGUAAAUUAAAAAUAUACAUAUGACAGACAUGUUAAUCAAUGAAGAAUAUUUUAUCAUCGCUCAUAUAAGAGAGAGACUUUAAUUCACAUAUACUCGUAUACGAUUGUACCUCAAUUAUUAUCUCUAAUAAGAAACAUGUUACUUAUGGAGAACGAAUGACCGCUAAUAAACAAAUGAAAAAGUGAAAUAAUUUCUUACAUCGCAUAAAUACAAAUGAGAAAACAUGCGUUUGUGUUUAUGGAUUUUACGAAAUUCAUUUGAAACUUACUCUACAACUGUGGUAUUACAUUUUAAGUAAAUAACUACCAAAAUUUAUUAUAUAUAUAUAUAUAUAUAUAUAUAUACAUAUAUAUAAUAUUAUUUAAUAUAUAUAUACCAUAUAUGUAUAUAUGUAUAUAUUUAACAAUUUCCAAAGCAGCAAUAAAUAAAAUAUAAAAUAUACAAAACAUACCAUAUAUCGACGAACAUAUGUAAUUGUAGAUGUAGAUAUGUAUGAAAAAAAUAAAAAAUAUUCAGGGUUUGAUUCACCCCACAUAAAAAUAAUUAGUUUUCCUCAGAUAAUUUUAAUUCGGGUUUGUCAGAUCUAUAUUUAUUAUUUACAAAUAAUGUUGAUUAAUUUCUUGGCUGGAAAAGUUCUCCGUCCAGCUCCAUCGUCCAUGUAUGUAUGUAUUUUCUAAUAAUUUGAAACACUAAAUCUUUUGCAUAUUAACUAAAAUUAUAAAAUAAACGUGUUAUGUUGUAACAUGAUUUCAGUAUAAUUUGUGUAUGCAUAUGUAUGUAAGUACAUAUAUACAAUAUGUGCAUUCCGAAUUUAUAAUUUCAUUAUACCAUACAUUAAUGAUGUAGCCUCUCAAAUCCAGGGCCCAGAUUGGUCUCCCGAAUAUUAGUAUUUAAUAUUAAAAUAAAGAGUUACAAAUUAUAUCUACUAAGAUACAUAUGUAUAUGUAAACUUACCUUUAAGUAUUAAAAUGUAAAAAUUAAAGAACUAUAAGAUUUUAAAACAUAAAAUAUGUUAAAAUGCUAGUUUAAAAGUUCUAUGCAAUAAUUAUCUUAACUUAACUGCAUAUUGCAUAAAUCGUAUUUCUCUGUCUAGAAUAUAUUUUGCUCUGUUGCACAUUAUUACUCGAAACGGUAAUUUAGAUAUGCUUUAUAAAAUUGUAUAAGUAUUAUUUAGUAACUUCGGUUACGAAACAGAGAGACACGAUUAAUUUAUUCAUUAACAAUCUAUGCUAUUGUGAUUUAAAGCAAUUCUAAAUAUCUAAUAUUGCUUUAUUAGAGGAUUAAAAAGCUUGCGAUUGUUAGAGCUAUUCGUAUCUAUAAUACGAGUAAUCCAAAGCGAAUGGGUUGACGAAAAUUUGCUAGCCUUUACUUAGCAGAAAUUGUUAACUAUUGUUCAUACCUGUUAAAAUUAUACAAAUGCUAGUAUGUAUUGUCAUAGAAAUUUAAAUGAAUUGGUUGAUUAAAUAAUAAAUAGUUCCAAUUAUGUAUGAUAUAAUGAUAUACUUGUACCAUACAUAAAAUGCUGCAGGUAAA
Bactrocera oleae (olive fruit fly) is the source of this 5985-nucleotide messenger RNA. RefSeq lists its product as uncharacterized. The record is from RefSeq and is a predicted model, not a curated record. Gene Ontology annotation, molecular function: signaling receptor activity. Lineage: Eukaryota; Metazoa; Arthropoda; Insecta; Diptera; Tephritidae. Gene Ontology annotation, cellular component: membrane.